This is a messenger RNA of Nicotiana attenuata, 2204 nucleotides long. Its product is annotated as protein NUCLEAR FUSION DEFECTIVE 4-like. Bases 156 to 1829 code for a protein of 557 amino acids. Lineage: Eukaryota; Viridiplantae; Streptophyta; Magnoliopsida; Solanales; Solanaceae. The record is from RefSeq and is a predicted model, not a curated record. Gene Ontology annotation, molecular function: transmembrane transporter activity. Gene Ontology annotation, biological process: transmembrane transport. The transcript has 3 exons. Gene Ontology annotation, cellular component: membrane.
CCCCCCCCUCCCCCACCCCAAGGUGAUCUCAUCUACAUCAAUAUUAUAAAAAAUCCCCUCUUCCAUUUUAUCUGUCUAAAAUUCUUGUUAAUAUAAACUCUUCUUAAAGAAUCUUGAAACCUUAAAACCAAAAAAAGGAAAAGAGUUCCAAGAAAAUGGUGAACAUUAAAGGAGGAACAAGACCACCAUGGGUAGGAUUAGGAGCUGCAGUUUGGUUACAAAUAGCUUCUGGGAAUGCAUAUAAUUUCCCCCUUUAUUCUCAUUCAUUAAAAUCAGUUCUUGGUUUUAAUCAACAGCAGCUUACUAUGCUUGGAGUUGCAAAUGAUAUAGGAGAAAAUGUUGGACUUAUUCCUGGACUUGUUUGUAAUAAGUUCCCACCUUGGGUUGUUCUUUUGAUUGGUUCUUUUGCCUGUUUCUUUGGUUAUGGUGUUCUUUGGCUUUCACUUAGUCAAACUGUUCAGAACUUGCCUUAUUGGCUGUUGUGGAUUGCACUUUGUGUGGCCACGAAUAGCAGUGCUUGGUUCAGCACAACUGUGCUUGUGACUAAUAUGAGAAACUUUCCUCUAAGCCGGGGCACUGUUGCUGGUGUUCUUAAAGGUUACGGAGGGCUCAGCGCUGCAGUGUAUACAGAAGUCUACAGUGCAUUGCUUCGCAAUUCUUCUUCUAAGCUCUUACUCUUCCUUGCACUAGGGGUUCCUACAUUAAGUUUAUUGAUGAUGUACUUUAUUAGGCCUUGUACUCCAUCGUUAGGCGAUGAUUCUGCAGAGUCAUACCACUUUUUGUUUGUUCAAGUAGCUAGUAUUGUGCUGGGUGUCUAUGUAUUAACAACAACAAUUUUGGAAGACAUACUUUCUUUAAAUGUCCUUGUUUCUUAUACUUUUCUCGUUAUCAUGGUGCUCCUUCUAAUGGCUCCACUAGCCAUUCCUUUGAAGAUGACCUUUUAUCCCUCAAACCGCGGCAAGCUGACCGAUGUAUCAGACCAAGACAAUGUCAGUGCAGAUAAAUCACAACCCUUGUUAACACCAUCAUCGUCAUCAGCAAACCUAGGAAGCUUUAACGAGGGAGACGAAAUCUCCGAAGUGGAUAUGCUUCUGGCUGAAGGGGAAGGUGCGGUGAAGAAAAAGAGGAGGCCAAGAAGAGGCGAAGAUUUCAAGUUCAAAGAAGCUUUGGUCAAGGCAGAUUUCUGGCUUUUGUUUUUGGUUUACUUUUUCGGUGUGGGUUCUGGAGUUACCGUUCUCAAUAAUCUAGCACAGAUUGGAAUAGCUCAAGGUCUUCAUGAUACAAAGAUUCUGUUAUCGCUCUUCAGUUUCUGCAACUUCGUGGGUCGUCUUGGUGGAGGAGUUGUAUCAGAAUAUUUUGUCAGGUUAAAAGCAGUACCUAGAACAGUUUGGAUGACAUGCACACAAGUAGUAAUGAUCAUUACCUACCUUCUGUUUGCGUCUGCACUUAAUGGUACCUUGUAUGCAGCGACAGCGUUACUAGGAGUCUGCUACGGUGUUCAAUUUACAACGAUGGUCCCAACAGCUUCUGAGCUGUUUGGUCUCAAGCAUUUCGGUAUGAUUUUCAAUUUCAUGUCACUGGGGAAUCCUUUAGGUGCUUAUCUAUUCUCCGGUCUUCUUGCCGGAUUUCUCUACGAUAACGAGGCAGCAAAGCAGCAUUCUGCUACUUGCUUGGGUCCUAAUUGCUUUAGAGUCACCUUCCUGAUUCUCGCUGGAGUAUGUGGUAUUGGCACCAUGCUUAGUAUUGUUCUUACCAUGAGAAUAAAACCUGUUUACCAAAUGCUUUAUGCUGGAGGAUCCUUUCGGCUACCUCAAAAUUCAAAUCAUUGAGGUAUCUUGAAAAAGUAUGACCAAUUUCAUGUGCUAAUAUUCUAAAGGAGAGCACAUUGAUCAGUAAGUCAUUGCCUGUGAGUUCAAAUUUCAGAUAGUAUCGACCUGUUUCAGUUUUUGAAAUGAUAUGUUUGAUAAUUGUUAUGAUCUGUAUGAUAUAUUUGAGAAUCUUAGCUUUUGUUAGGUUGUGUCGACAAUGAAGCAUAUCGUGCAAUAGAUGCUUAAACUACUGAAUGUAACUAGUUACUGAGCUGUAACACUUGAUACAUCGAGCUAUAGUAUGAAAUAGUGUCCUCUCAUCUACUUUGUAUCCACACCAUACCCAAAUGGUUAUACUAUCUUUAUAGUAUUAUGAGCAUGUCUUCUUAGAUAAUG